GAGCACGUGAUCGGAUUCCUGCCAGAAUCCACCUGCCCAGCUCUGUGUUCGAUGCUCCUGGAAGCGUGAGGAUAACCCGACCGUCUAAACUGGAAAAGUUGAUUUUUUUUGCCGCUUUUCGGGAAAAACAUAUCGAAAUGGUUCAUAUCAAACUGGAUCAUGUAUUUUACCUGUGCACGUUUUUCUCCGCAGCAUAUGGGCUGGAAAUCACCUCCACUGGAACCACCUCUAUAGAGAAGGCGAGUGGUGAGAGCGUGAAGCUGGACUGUCAGUUCACUCUGGCUUCGGAGGACUCGGGCCCACUGGACAUCGAAUGGAGCCUCCAACCCUCCGACAACCAGAAAGAGGAGAUAGUGGUAAUUCUAUACUCAGGUGAUCGAGCAUACGAGCAUUAUUACCCUCCUCUGAAUGGUCGAGUGCACUUUAACUCUGCUGACCCAAAGUCAGGCGAUGCCUCCAUUAAUUUACUGCGGGUUGAAGCGAAGGAUACAGGGACGUAUCAGUGCAAAGUGAAGAAGGCACCAGGUAUCAGGAGUCGCAAGAUCCUGCUGACUGUCAUGGUACGCCCCUCUAAGCCCAGGUGUUCUAUAGAAGGGUCUGCUCAGGUUGGCAGUGAGGUAAUGCUGAAGUGUAAAUCCACUGAUGGGACGAGUCCUUUGCAGUACAUCUGGGAGAAAACCAAUGGCAACAAAUUGCUGCCAGCAAGUGCUGUACUAGAUCCUGUUGGAGGAACCAUCAGCAUCCGUAAUGCAACUGAAGCUGUGUCAGGAAUGUACCGCUGUACUGCCAAGAACCGCGUUGGAACUGACGAAUGUGUUCUAGAGGUCAACAUCACACCUUCCCCUAACACUGCAGGUGUGAUUGCCGGCUCUGUGAUCUGUGUGUUGUUGAUUCUACUCCUCAUCGCGCUCCUUCUGUUUUGCUGCUGCCGUGCUCAACACAGGAAAAAGUAUGAGAAGGAAAUUUCGUAUGAGAUCAGGGAGGACGUCCCCCCCCCUAAGAGCCGGGUCUCAACAGCUCGGAGCUUCACCAGUGUGGGCAGCCAGCGGUCUUCUCUGGGCUCCAUGUCCCCCUCCAAUCUUCACGAGUACUCCAAACCCCAGUAUGACAAAAUCCCUGCCGAUGAGUAUGAGAGGCCCCCCAGCCACGCCCCCCUCCCCCUUAGCCAUGCCCCCAGUAGAAUGGCUGCUUCCAACCUGAGUCGCAUGGGAGCUGUUCCGGUCAUGAUCCCAGCACAGAACCGGGACGGGUCCAUUGUGUAGAGCUGGGGGAGGGGCGUGUUAACAAGGAGGGGUUACUGUUCCAGCCAGACAAAGGGUCCCUGACUGAAGCCUCUCCAUAAAACACAUGAUGCCACUGAUGAGCAAAAAGAUGAUCUUAAAGUUAUAAAAUGAAGAAGAACAAACUGGGAUCUCACUUGUAAAUAGUAAAUAGCUGAUUUCUGUUUCUAUUUUGGUGGUUCUGUUUAUUAAGAUUUCUUGCAGAUUAAAGGUUCUCUGUAUCUGUGAGAUAUUUCAGUUUCGAACCUACAGCUGAUUUUUUUUUUAAAACCAAUUGAUUGAGUGUAACCCUUCCUGAAUGUUGAAAUCCACACACACGUGGUUUUCUAUAGACCUGUGGAUUUACCUGUUAUGUGUUCAAACACUCCAAUCUAGAGCUGUUUGGUCCAAUUGGUGUAGUUGGUGAAGCAGUCAAAUUUGCUGAUUUUGGACUGUUCAGUUAAACACUUAAAACCCUGCUCCCUGCUUUAGAAAAGGAAGGACCUUUAAAUGAAGAUUAUUUAGAAAUUAUCAGGUGUUCAUUUGUCUAAUCUUUUUAGUCUGGAACAGUUCCUGUUCUACCUUAAUGCCUACAGGAGAACCUUACCAUUCCCACAGUCGGCCAUGUUGGUGGACAUGAAGGCACUUUCCUGACAAAUUGCUGGUGCCUUUUUUUAUUUUGUUGGCUAAAAUGAAAUCUCAAAUAUCUCAAAUAAAUCCUCAACCAGUGACUCUGCUGCAGUAUGGCUGGUUUUCUGAUCAGUUUUUAUUGUCUAAAAUCGUCUGGAUAACUGUAUAAAGCAAUGCGGGACACUUUCAAUGUUCACUAAUGAUGAUAUUAACUAAUUUUGAACUAAUAUUAACAAAUUACUAUUUUCUAUGCUUUUUUUUUUUUUUUUUUUUUAGCAGUUCCUGUAAGAACUUAAGCUUUGCUCCUUUUAUGUGCAUUGUGGUGAACUUUUUAAAUAAACAAAAAAUCACUUCUCAA
Messenger RNA from Astyanax mexicanus (Mexican tetra), 2247 nucleotides. It is a transcript of the gene cxadr, whose product is annotated as CXADR Ig-like cell adhesion molecule. The coding region runs from base 138 to 1262 and encodes 374 amino acids. The record is from RefSeq and is a predicted model, not a curated record. Gene Ontology annotation, molecular function: cell adhesion molecule binding. Gene Ontology annotation, cellular component: bicellular tight junction; intercalated disc; basolateral plasma membrane. The transcript is spliced from 7 exons. NCBI's taxonomy places the organism in Eukaryota, Metazoa, Chordata, Actinopteri, Characiformes, Acestrorhamphidae. Gene Ontology annotation, biological process: homotypic cell-cell adhesion.